Messenger RNA from Suricata suricatta (meerkat), 4240 nucleotides. RefSeq names its product syntaxin binding protein 5 like (gene STXBP5L). Gene Ontology annotation, biological process: regulation of protein secretion; regulation of exocytosis. The record is from RefSeq and is a predicted model, not a curated record. Bases 143 to 3826 code for a protein of 1227 amino acids. The transcript is spliced from 30 exons. Gene Ontology annotation, cellular component: plasma membrane; SNARE complex; cytoplasm. NCBI's taxonomy places the organism in Eukaryota, Metazoa, Chordata, Mammalia, Carnivora, Herpestidae. Gene Ontology annotation, molecular function: myosin II binding; syntaxin binding; GTPase activator activity.
GCCGCCGCUCCCCCUCCCGUCUGCUGUUGCUGUGGGUCAUCCGCAGAUGUUUGGGGUCCGGCUGUUGGGGGGGCGGUGAGAAAUGGAGAAAGGCCUCCCCUUCAUUACCUACUGAGGAGGGAGUGUUGAAGAUGUUUUUAAAAUGAAGAAGUUUAAUUUUCGAAAAGUUUUGGAUGGCUUAACUGCCUCCUCCCCUGGCAGUGGUAGCAGCAGUGGCAGUAACAGCGGCGGUGGGGCUGGAAGUGGUUCCGUACAUCCAGGAGGGACUGCAGGGGUUCUCAAAGAGGAGAUUCAGGAAACCCUGACUUCAGAGUAUUUCCAGAUUUGCAAGACAGUUCGGCAUGGUUUUCCUUAUCAGCCCACAGCAUUAGCUUUUGACCCAGUUCAGAAAAUCUUGGCUAUUGGGACAAGAACAGGUGCUAUACGAAUACUUGGGAGACCUGGCGUUGAUUGUUAUUGCCAACACGAAAGUGGUGCAGCUGUCCUGCAGCUCCAGUUCUUGAUCAAUGAGAUCUAUGGUGAUGAAAAGCCUCCUAAAGACAAAGGUGCCUUGGUUAGUGCGAGUUCAGAUGAUACACUUCAUUUGUGGAACCUUAGACAAAAAAGGCCUGCUAUUCUUCAUUCUCUUAAAUUUAACCGAGAACGAAUUACUUACUGUCAUCUACCUUUCCAGAGUAAAUGGCUCUAUGUUGGAACAGAAAGAGGAAAUACACAUAUUGUAAAUAUUGAAUCUUUCAUACUUUCUGGAUAUGUUAUCAUGUGGAACAAGGCGAUUGAGCUAUCCACAAAGACUCAUCCAGGUCCAGUUGUACAUUUAAGUGAUAGCCCAAGAGAUGAAGGGAAACUGCUGAUAGGUUAUGAAAAUGGUACUGUAGUAUUCUGGGACUUGAAAUCUAAAAGAGCAGAACUGAGAGUUUAUUAUGAUGAGGCUAUUCAUUCAAUUGAUUGGCAUCAUGAGGGCAAACAAUUCAUGUGCAGCCAUUCAGAUGGUAGCUUGACUUUAUGGAACCUGAAAAGCCCAAGUCGUCCUUUCCAGACUACAAUUCCACAUGGAAAAAGUCAAAGAGAAGGAAGAAAAUCUGAAUCUUGUAAACCAAUUCUUAAAGUAGAAUACAAGACCUGUAGAAGCAGUGAACCAUUUAUAAUAUUUUCUGGUGGACUGUCCUAUGACAAAGCUUGCAGAAGACCAAGUUUAACCAUCAUGCAUGGAAAAGCAAUUACAGUGCUUGAAAUGGAUCAUCCUAUUGUUGAAUUUCUUACUUUAUGUGAAACACCAUAUCCAAAUGAAUUUCAAGAACCUUAUGCUGUUGUAGUACUUCUGGAGAAAGAUCUCAUUGUAGUUGAUCUGACACAAAGCAAUUUCCCAAUCUUUGAAAAUCCGUAUCCCAUGGACAUUCAUGAAUCACCAGUUACAUGCACAGCAUACUUUGCUGAUUGCCCACCAGAUCUGAUUCUAGUACUCUACUCUAUAGGAGCCAAGCAUAAAAAACAAGGAUACAGUAAUAAGGAGUGGCCAAUCAGUGGAGGAGCUUGGAACCUUGGAACACAAACAUAUCCAGAAAUUAUUAUUACUGGUCAUGCAGAUGGAUCAGUAAAGUUUUGGGAUGCUUCUGCAAUGACUCUGCAGAUGCUGUAUAAGCUAAAAACUUCAAAAGUGUUUGAAAAACAGAAGGUAGGAGAAGGAAAACCAACAUGUGAAAUUGUAGAAGAAGAUCCAUAUGCAAUUCAGAUGAUUUACUGGUGUCCAGAGAGCAGAAUAUUCUGUGUAUCAGGAGUCUCUGCAUAUGUCAUAAUUUAUAAAUUCAGCAGACAUGAAAUUACAACAGAAAUAGUGUCAUUAGAGGUACGACUUCAGUAUGAUAUUGAAGAUAUUAUUACCCCAGAACCAGAAACAAGUCCUCCGUUUCCAGAUCUGUCAUCCCAGCUUCCAUCAAGGAGUCUUUCUGGAAGUACUAACACUGUGACUAGUGAAGGAGGAACAAAGGACAGUAUCCCAUGCCUCAAUGUUAAGACACGACCAGUGCGGAUGCCUCCAGGAUAUCAAGCAGAACUUGUUAUUCAGUUGGUGUGGGUGGAUGGUGAGCCUCCCCAACAGAUUACUAGUCUUGCUGUAAGCUCAGCAUAUGGAAUAGUUGCAUUUGGGAACUGCAAUGGGUUGGCUGUGGUGGAUUUUAUACAGAAGACAGUACUGUUAAGCAUGGGGACCAUUGACCUAUAUAGAUCAAGUGACCUAUACCAACGUCAACCACGGUCUCCUCGAAAAAACAAGCAGUUCAUUGCAGACAACUUUUGCAUGCGUGGCCUGUCUAACUUUUACCCUGAUUUAACGAAACGGAUCCGUACUUCCUAUCAGAGUUUAACUGAGCUAAAUGACAGUCCAGUUCCCCUGGAACUUGAGCGCUGCAAGUCUCCCACUUCAGGACUUGCUACCAGAACUCCUGAGGCAGCACCAGGCUUUUAUAGGAAUGAAAUACCAGCUGUGAAACAGAGGAAUCAAGUACAUCACUUGCCAGAUCAUGUAAAUGGACACUGCACAAGUCCAACCUCUCAGAGUUGCGGUUCUGGAAAACGUCUGUCUAGUGCUGAUGUUUCAAAAGUAAAUCGCUGGGGUCCUGGAAGACCACCUUUUCGGAAAGCACAAUCAGCUGCCUGCAUGGAAAUUUCUUUGCCAGUCACAACAGAAGAAAGCCGAGAGAAUUCCUAUAAUCGUUCUAGAAGCUCAAGCAUCUCCAGUAUUGACAAAGAUUCUAAAGAAGCAAUUACGGCACUAUACUUCAUGGAGUCUUUUGCUCGGAAAAAUGACUCUGCAGUCUCCCCUUGUUUGUUUGUUGGAACUAGUCUGGGGAUGGUGUUAACCAUCUCCCUGAACCUACCUUCAGCAGAUGAACAAAGAUUUACAGAACCAGUCAUGGUAUUUCCAAGUGGUACGUUCCUCUCACUGAAAGGAGCUGUGCUAACAUUCUCCUGUAUGGACCGAACUGGCGGAUUAAUGCAACCGCCAUAUGAAGUUUGGAGGGAUCCAAACAACAUAGAUGAAAAUGAAAAAUCUUGGAGAAGAAAACUGGUCAUGAACUGCCCCUCUCCAUCCCAAGAAAUAGGAGAUCAUCAGUAUACAGUAAUCUGCUCAGAAAAACAAGCCAAAGUCUUCUCACUGCCUUCUCAGACUUGUCUUUAUGUGCAUAACAUCACCGAGACAUCUUUUAUACUGCAAGCAGACGUGGUGGUCAUGUGUAACAGCGCCUGCUUGGCAUGCUUUUGUGCCAAUGGGCAUAUCAUGAUAAUGAGCCUACCUAGUCUUCGCCCAAUGUUGGAUGUUAAUUAUUUGCCACUGACAGACAUGAGGAUAGCACGGACAUUUUGUUUUACCAACGAAGGUCAGGCAUUAUACCUCGUCUCUCCUACUGAAAUUCAGCGGUUAACAUACAGCCAAGAGAUGUGUGAUAAUCUACAGGACAUGCUAGGAGAUUUGUUUAUUCCCAUAGAGACACCAGAAGCUCAAAAUAGAGGCUUUCUCAAGGGACUGUUUGGUGGAAGUGGACAAACAUUUGACAGAGAAGAGCUCUUUGGGGAAGCUUCAGCAGGAAAAGCAUCGCGCAGCCUUGCACAGCACAUUCCAGGCCCAGGUGGUAUAGAAGGGAUGAAAGGUGCAGCCGGAGGGGUGAUGGGAGAGCUGACUCGUGCCCGGAUCGCACUUGAUGAGAGAGGACAGAGGCUAGGAGAGCUGGAGGAGAAAACUGCCGGCAUGAUGACCAGUGCGGAAGCAUUUUCCAAACAUGCACACGAGCUAAUGCUGAAAUAUAAGGAUAAGAAAUGGUACCAAUUCUAAACUUCUAAAGAAGCUGUUGACUGCUUUGAGAAACCUUUAUUCAGGGAAACCAAAUUUAUUCCCAGCAUCACUAUUCAACUUGCUAGAAGCCAGUUUCUUCUACAAAAUGUUUCCAUUCAGUCCAUCUGAAGUUAUCAUAAGGGAAAUUUAUUAGAGACACUGUACAACCCAAAGCUGGAACACUGGUAAAAAUCCCAAGACACGGCUGAAUUUGUCUUUUCCCAGCGUGGAAUGGAGCUAUCAUCUUGGCAUGUCAUUUGCUAAGGAUUUACAUUUAGGAACUACGGGGAGUCCUUCUGAUUUGAAAAAAAUCCUGUACAAACAAAAGCAUUAAUGCACUUAAUGAAAAAAAAAAUCUUUGCAUGAUAAAUUAACAUCUUAAGAGGAAAAGAAAAAAAAACAAGCAUGUUGUGA